Trichechus manatus latirostris (Florida manatee) is the source of this 2533-nucleotide messenger RNA. RefSeq names its product transmembrane protein 53 (gene TMEM53). Bases 114 to 1067 code for a protein of 317 amino acids. The transcript is spliced from 4 exons. The record is from RefSeq and is a predicted model, not a curated record. NCBI's taxonomy places the organism in Eukaryota, Metazoa, Chordata, Mammalia, Sirenia, Trichechidae.
UGCCGGAGGAGGUGGGCAGCGAUUGGGCGGUGCCCGGUGGCGCCCGAGUGAGGCGCGGGUGCGGGAGCGGGAGUUCCGGCGGGAGGCCCGCGCUGAGGGCCGGCGUCUUCACCAUGGUCUCGGCUGAGCUGGACUACACCAUCGAGAUCCCGGAUCAGCCCUGCCGGAGCCGGGAGAGCAGCCCAGAGCAAGGGAGGAAGGAGGCUGGGACUCGACAGCCUGUGGUGAUUCUCUUGGGCUGGGGUGGCUGCACAGACAAGAACCUUGCCAAGUACAGCGCCAUCUACCAUAAAAGGUGGUCAGCCCAGCCUCUGUGUGCUCCCCAGUUGUGGAGUGUGCUCCCUGUGGCAGCAGGAGCCUGGCUGGUUGUGCUGGGUGGAGCCAGUACUCCUAGGACUUUCUCCUCUAACCAGGGCUGCAUUGUGAUCCGAUACACAGCCCCAUGGCACAUGGUCUUCUUCUCCGAGUCCCUGGGCAUCCCUUCACUUCGUGUUUUGGCCCAGAAGCUGCUUGAGCUACUCUUUGAUUACGAGAUUGAGAAGGAGCCCCUGCUCUUCCAUGUCUUCAGCAACGCCGGUGUCAUGCUGUACCGCUACGUGCUGGAGCUCCUGCUCACCCAUCGGCGCUUCUGCCACCUGCGUGUGGUGGGCACCAUCUUUGACAGCGGUCCUGGUGAUAGCAACUUGGUGGGGGCUCUGCGGGCCCUGGCGGCCAUCCUGGAGCAUCGGCCUGCCGUGCUGCGCCUGCUGCUCCUGGUGGCCUUUGCCCUGGUGGCAGUCCUGUUCCAUAUCCUGCUCGCUCCACUCACCGCCCUCUUCCACACCCACUUCUAUGACAGGCUCCAGGACUCAGCCUCUCGCUGGCCCGAGCUCUACCUCUAUUCGCGGGCUGACGAGGUGGUCCUGGCCAGGGACGUGGAACGCAUGGUGGAGACACGCCAGGCACACCACGUCCUGGUGCGCUCUGUGGACUUUGUGUCAUCUGCACACGUCAGCCACCUCCGUGACUACCCUACUUACUACUCGAGUCUCUGUGUCAACUUCAUGCGCAGCUGUGUCCAAUGCUGAGCUCUGGGCCUCCCCUCACCUCUGCUCCAGAAAUAAAUGCCUGACACCUCCCCACAACCUACAUCGUGGGGCCCUCUUCUGGUUCAACUCUCUGUGGUCAUUUGGGACUUUGUGGUCCCCCAAGUAGGAAAUUCCCAUUAGCCUCUGUCUUGGGAACUACUGGUAGUCUGCCUACCCCAGGAUCCUAGGGGGUGGGAAUACCUGGGCAUGUCUCUGUGGGAGCCUUGCAGUUGGUUGUAUUUCGACAAGCGCAGGUCAGGUGAGGCUGCUGAUCCCUGUGGCAUUUAGACUAUAAAGGGCUAUCGAAGAGGGGAGGGUUGAGGAUGAGCCUGAGUUGAUUUUUGAUUCCGUGAAUGGAAGGUGAGCUUUGUGGGAGGUGCCAGAGGGUAGGGUCAGUCUGGAGGCAGGGGCUACGAUCUAUGCUCCAAGGCCCCAGAAAGGCAAAGCUGUACAGCAUAAAGCCCCAUUCCCAUGGGUCCCACUUGGCAUUUCUUUCAGAGGCUUCUCUGACCUCAUUGCCAGGGAGUCUCAGGUUGAAGCCUGGUGAGAAGCUGAGGAUGCAGCAUGAGGGGCCUGUCCUGGUUCAUGAACCUUUGCUAGGAAGUCACUGGAUUCAGAAAGUUGCAAGCUGUGUGCAUAUUGGGCAGAUGGAGUAGGGAGCAGGAAGGCAGCAGUGCUGUAAUGGGAGCUGGGGCAAGCUAACUUGAGCCCUUGGAGACCAGCACCAGGGUAAGGGGCCUUUUGGCUGAAACAACAAACUCCUUCAUCUCCUUGAGGGACACCCACUUGGAUACCCUCAAGGCAGAAGGGCUGGCUUCAGCCUUAUAUGUCUAUCAUCUAUCAUUCUAUAAGUCAUGCUGGACACUGCUGGAACAUAGUAGGUAUUCAAUAAAUACUUGUUGAUUGAAUGAGCUUACUGUGGUGAUCAAGGGGCUUGGUGACUGGACUGGGCUUUGAAAGUUUGGCAGGCAUGUGAAGGAGAUGGCUAGACAAGCUCUGGGUUAGGGGUGGGAGCUGACCCCGAUAUGCUCAGGGAUGACUGACCCUCAGUCCCCAGAGCCAAGCUCUAUCUGCAUCAGCCCUCUGGAGUCCCCACUACUGCUGCAGCCAAUUCCUAUGCUGGGUGGAUGCAUUCCUAGCCACAGCCAACAGGUGGCACUGCUGCCUGUGCCAUGAGUGCUCAAGGAUCCCACAGCAGGAUGGGCUUCAGUGGAAUGCCCUCACUCUGGGUUAAUGUCCCCUAUUAGAGAGCAUAUGGCCCCCAGGGUGGGGGUAACCAUCAUCAAGAACCUACUGAACCCAAGGCAGGGAAGGGGAGAGUAGAGACCUAAAAGGAGCCAGCCUGAUGGGAAGCGGGCAUUCAAGAUCCUCCCUUUCAUCUCUCCACUGCCCUCAUCCCCUACCCACUUUUCUCAACCUGCAUCUUUCCCAAGCCCUCAGUCAUCCAUCACUGGGGCUGCUCCACC